CGGCUGCAGCGAGAAGCUCAGGCAGCCGCGCGGUCGCUGCUGCCCACUCGGGCUUCUGGGUGGGGGGGGGGGAGAGCGCCAGAGAGGCCGAGUUGCUCUGUCGACGGCGGCCGCGGAAGGGCGGGACGGCGGUCGCCUCGCUCGCUCUCCUGUUACCCGGCUGUCCUCGCCGGGUACCGUCACAUUCCCUCUCCCCCUCUCGGGCCAGGAGAAUGUGUGUGUGUCCUGGGCCCAGGAGAAUUGCAAUUCCAGUCAAAAGCUCCAGACUACCAUUGUUCUCUGAUGCCAUGCCAGCACCAGCUCAACUACUACUUCCAUUAAUUCGCAACUGUGAGAUUGGCAGGCUAUACAGUACUGCAUGUUACUGUCACCACAAGCAUCUAUGUUGCUUGUCCCCUCCUUUAACUCACAAGCACUUGAGAUAUGUUCCUCAGAAGAAACUUGCAACACUCUGCAGACCAAAAGAAAACUUCAGUCAGUUUAUUCAUGCAAGAAACUAUGUCUCCACACCACAGCGAUUUUACCUCACGCCUCCACAAGUCAACAGCAUCCUCAAGGCAAAUGAAUAUAGUUUCAAAGUACCAGAGUUUGACGGCAAAAAUGUAAGUUCUGUUCUUGGCUUUGACAGUAACCAGCUGCCAGCCAAUGCUCCCAUAGAGGAUCGAAGAAGUGCAGCGACUUGUUUACAGACAAGAGGAAUGCUUCUGGGUGUAUUUGAUGGCCAUGCAGGAUGUGCAUGUGCCCAGGCUGUCAGUGAGAGAUUGUUUUAUUAUAUAGCUGUUUCUUUGUUGCCUCACGAAACUUUACUUGAAAUAGAAAAUGCUGUAGAAAGUGGUAGGGCCCUGUUACCUAUCUUACAGUGGCAUAAGCACCCUAAUGACUAUUUCAGUAAAGAAGCCUCCAAAUUAUACUUCAACAGCUUGCGAACCUACUGGCAAGAACUCAUAGAUCUUAACUCUGGAGAAACAACAGAUGUCAAAGAAGCUUUAAUUAAUGCAUUUAAGAGGCUUGACAAUGACAUUUCUUUGGAAGCACAAGUUGGAGAUCCAAAUUCUUUUCUUAACUAUUUAGUAUUGCGUGUAGCUUUUUCUGGUGCAACUGCUUGUGUGGCUCAUGUAGAUGGUGUUGAUUUGCAUGUUGCCAAUACUGGUGAUAGUAGAGCCAUGCUUGGUGUCCAAGAAGAGGAUGGCUCUUGGACUGCUGUUGCUUUAUCUCAUGAUCAUAAUUCAUACAAUGAAAGUGAAAUUGAACGACUUAAGAUGGAACAUCCAAAGUCCGAAGAAAAGAGUGUUGUCAAACAAGAUCGGCUGUUGGGUUUACUUAUGCCUUUCCGAGCUUUUGGUGAUGUCAAAUUUAAGUGGAGCAUUGACCUUCAGAAGAGAGUAAUAGAAUCUGGCCCUGAUCAACUCAAUGAUAAUGAAUAUACGAAGUUCAUUCCACCAAACUAUCAUACUCCUCCAUAUCUCACAGCUGAGCCUGAAGUGAUACACCACAAAUUGAGACCACAGGACAAAUUCCUGAUAUUGGCAACCGAUGGUUUGUGGGAAACCAUGCACAGGCAGGAUGUAGUUAGAAUUGUAGGUGAGUAUCUUACAGGUGUUCAUCAUCAGGAGCCAAUAGCUGUUGGUGGUUACAAGGUAACAUUGGGACAGAUGCAUGGACUUCUUACUGAAAGGAGAGCCCGUGUCUCUUCAGCCUUUGAAGAUCAGAAUGCUGCUACUCAUUUGAUACGCCAUGCUGUAGGAAAUAAUGAAUUUGGCACUGUUGAUCAUGAACGGCUUUCUAAGAUGCUCAGUCUUCCAGAAGAAUUGGCUCGGAUGUACAGGGAUGAUAUCACAAUUAUAGUAGUACAGUUCAAUUCCCAUGUUGUUGGUGCAUGUCAAAAUGAAGAAUUCUGAAUUGAAGUGACAAACUAAACUUCACAGAACAAAAUGAAAAAAUGACCAGUAUUGAGUGCAUCAUAGUAAAACACUUGAUUAUCAUCAGGUCAUUGGAAUUAUAACUGGAGUAAAUACAAUUUGCAAAAACCUUGGAUAAUGGCCAAAAUGUUACUUAUCUGAUUUAAACUACCAGGAGAACAAAACAACUUUGCACUAAGUAGUUUAUUUGCUUGAACAAUGGCUUGUAAUUUGGGAUUAUUUGAUAGAAGUAAAUCUUCAUAUGCAUCAGCGCAAUGCCCUUUAGGGCAAAAAUAGUAUAUUUAUCACAUGUAAAUUCCAAUGUAGGUAGGUAUCUAAGUUGCUUUAGAAAACUUUGGAUGAUAAUUUGAUCAUAAAAUUGAACUUUGAAUAGGGCUGUUGACUUUUAUACCUACGAAGUAGCUGUUGGGUCUUUCCUUCAGGAAAGGAAGGGAAUGUAUUUUUAAACAGACAGUAGAUGUCUUGAAAUUAUAUCUAAUUAUCUUAUCUUGGGCAGUGAUAUAUCUGUUGAAACACAUGCCUGGAAUAUUGAUAAAAGUCCAAGUUUAAGCCAUAAAUAUCCUAAGCCUAUCCAGAAGUAUUAGAAACUAAAGACCAUUUUGCAUCAAAAGCUAAUAUAUUUUGCACAGUUCAAAGGGCAAUAAAUUAUUAGAAGGUUAGAUAACUAAAUGGAAAAGUGCAAAAAAACACACACACACCCAUCCCUUGGCUUAUGUUAUAAACCUAAAAUUCUAUUUUUGUGAAUCUUGACUUUCAAUCAGAAUCAUAUCAAAUCUAUUUCUGCUCAUCUUGAGUUUAGUGUUGUACUUAGACAAAUGGUAGUGACGGUAAAUUUGUGCAGUCACAUGUUUAUAGUCUGAAUUAAAGUCUGGUCUUCUGGAUGUGUUAAGUAUUCCAAAGCAAACAAAUAUACCUGUAUUGUUUGGUUGCCACGGUGACUUAAAGAAAACCAUGUAAUAAAAAUUGUAAAUAGAAAUAGUGGCAGAGAAAAGUCUGCAUGCUAUAUGCUUAAUUCCACAGGCAGUGCAACAUCAACUCCUUUCAAUUUUAUUACUGGUGUGUAAACUUGCUUACAUCCCAGAUCUCUUCCUAAUGUUGUAUGACUGAUCUCUGAGGUAUAUGCCAUAUAAUGGUAUAUCUGGAAAUGGCAGAUAAAUUUAAAAAGUUUUCUUAGCAAUUACAAUUUGAAUGGUUUGAAUUUAAUAUCAGACUCAAGGCUUCACAAAUGUCACUUGCCUUAUAAUAUUGAACUAGUUUUUAUUCACUUCAUAAAAAGACAGUAUAAUUAUAUGAAUCAUUGCUUAAUAUUUUUCUCAAGUUCAUAUCUAUAUUUGAGGCAUUUGCAAAUAAACAUUAAUAUCUGCUUCUCUGUUUAAAUAUCUUGUAUGUAUUCCACUUGAACUGCAUUUGACCUUCCAUCACAUAUGUGAUUGUUUAAACUGACACAUUUUAAAAAAUGUCAGUGCUCUUCACAGCAUAGAUGUAUAAAAAGAAAAAAGAACAAUGAGCUAACUCUGUCCUUAGUAAACCAGUACUAUGUGUAUGAAUGUUUCCAGCACUUAGGUUUUGUAGCACUAAAGCUCUCUUAGCUCUUUACUGUACACUAAAAGUCAUAUUUGGCUAAAAGAUUGCAAGUAUUGAAAUGCAAAGACCAUACAAUAUGUAAUUGCAUCACUUUCCUAAAUGGAUAUUCUUUAUAAAUUUAUCUCGAUGGAAAAUUCCUAUCUGCAGCCUUAAAAGGGGGGUGGUCUUUCUUUCUGUGUCCAAAGAAGUGACUGUUCUAGCUUUUGUUUAUAUUUCUCAUCUAAUUUUGUUAUUUAUUGUAUUAAUGACAAAACUGAGCAGUUUAACGUAUCACGUUUAUAAAUGGAGUAGAAUUGUUAAAACCAUAUUUUAUGUUACGUUGUUCAUUUUUUUAGAUAUUUGUGACAUCUAUAAUACAUGUCAAUGUAUCUUUGUGGCUUGGUUCUAGUUAAAAUGAAUGAUAUUGAGUCCUGGCCCUAUAUAUUCAGCAUUUUGGAGAGAGUUGGUCUUGUACAUACAGAUAUGAACAUAAGAAUUAACUUUUAAGUUCUCAGAAUAGGUUUGCAUUGUAAAGGGAGGGGAAAUGGCUUUUUCAACACCACACGAUAUAGUCAGAGAACAAAUACCUUUUUGGUAAAUUUCAAUAAAAACAAUUAUUGGAAACAUGCAUUAGAGUCUUUGAAAAGUUGUGUUGACUUUAUUUUCCUGAAUUCAUAUUUCAUAUUUGAUUGUUAGACUACAUUUAAUAGUAAAAUCACUGUUAUACAUGAAAAUAUUUGAAAUGAAACAGCCUUUCCCAAGAGAGCUCACAACUGGAACAAAUGAGUAGCAUCAGACCAAAUGGAUCACAAUAUUUGCAUGUAUUCUACUUCACAAAUGUGAUUUUUGUAUUAUCUUCCAGCUGAUUAGAAGUAUUCUUGACUUCUUUUUUUUUUUUUUUGAAGUGAACAGAAGAGCUCAGUUGAAUAUAGCCAUCUACAGCAUUAUCCAGUUUUCCUAUGUUUUAGCAUAUACUUUUACCUGAUCCAUUAUAACUAUAGAGUGCUGGAUUAUUUAAAUCCCUUUAGUUUCCAACCAAUGAGUAGCUAUUAUCUUUUCAAUUAUGUGAGUUAGUCUCAUUUAUUGUCCUUUGCAUUAUUGGCAUCUUAAAAAUAACCUGGUUCCUGUUGAAAUUUGGGAAAGAAAAACAAUCCUUAAAACCAGCCAUCCUCUUGUUCGAAAUUCAGAUGUUAAGAAUUGUUUUCUUAAAUUGCUAGAAAUUAGGAACUUGGGCUUUUGGAUCAGUUCUAGUACAGAGUAACCUUACAAAACAGGCAAAGUUUUUGAGAAAAUAAACAUGUAAGACAAAGGGGCAAAAUGUGUAAAUCUUAAAAGCCUAGGCAUUCUUGCUAUUAUUGCUUCUUGGCCACUAUAAAAGAAAAAUGCAUUCUGUUUCAAGCAAAGGCCUAUAACUGACAUAUUUGUCUAUUUUUACUCUAUUAAAAAGUAAAACCUUUGGUUGACCAGAAUUAAAAAUGUCUUGACCAGCAUGCACAAACAAUAUUGCAUAAACCUGUUUUUUUUUUCUGCUAACUUUUCAGACAGGAAUUUGGGCUGCGGUUUAAUUGUUAAGUUGCAUUUAUUAUUUGAUUUUGUCCUCCCCCUUAUUACUUUAUAAGCAAUCCAAGGCAGCAAACAUAUAUAUUAAUGAAUUCUCCCAAAAAUCUAGAUACAAAAUACCAGGAGUUAAUCUGAUCUUGUUGACAUAACAAUAUAAUGCCUUUUAGCGUGACUGUCAAUGUAGUUCUAAAUUAUUGUUCAAAAUGCUAAAAAAAAUUCUGCAAAAAAUUCAGAU
Molecule: messenger RNA, 5277 nt
Organism: Crotalus tigris (Tiger rattlesnake)
Lineage: Eukaryota; Metazoa; Chordata; Lepidosauria; Squamata; Viperidae
Gene: PDP1
Product: pyruvate dehyrogenase phosphatase catalytic subunit 1
Exons: 3
Coding region: 213-1898 (561 amino acids)
Biological process (GO): protein dephosphorylation
Molecular function (GO): protein serine/threonine phosphatase activity; cation binding
Source: RefSeq, a predicted model, not a curated record